AUGCCCGGAGCGGGCGUAUUUUGGAAACAAUACCGCGCGGUGCGCCGUGGCCUCCUCCCGCGCCAGCUCGCGCCUGCAGCAGUCGCUGCCCCAGUUCGCGCCACCGCCUCCCGCCGCAGCCCGCUGGAGUUUGCCCCCUCCUUCCCAAUCGAGCGUGGGCACCAAGCCCCCCGAGUGCUCGUCACCCUGGACCCUGGCUCAGAGCCCUGGCAUCACGACUCGGAGGCUGAGACGCUGUCCUGGAGUCACCCAGGAGAGAUGGAGCCACCUCAGUGUGUGGAGGAGCUGGAAGAUGAUGUGUUCCAGCCAGAGGAUGGGGAGCCAGGGACACAACCUGGGAGCUUGCUCUCUGCGGACCUGUUUGCCCAGAGCCAGCUGGAUUGUCCCCUCAGUCGGCUUCAGCUCUUCCCCCUCACCCACUGCUGUGGUCCUGGGCUCCGGCACAUAAGCCAGGAAGACAAGGCCACCCAGACCCUCAGCCCAGCUUCCCCAAGCCAGGGUGUUAUGCUGCCUUGUGGGGUGACAGAGGAACCCCAGAGACUCUUUUACGGCAAUGCUGGCUACAGGCUUCCUCUCCCUGCCAGUUUCCCCGCAGGCCUGCCCCUUGGGGAGCAGCCCCCUGAAGGACAGUGGCAGCAUCGAGCGGAGGUACAGAUCGCCAGAAAGCUUCAGUGCAUUGCAGACCAGUUCCAUCGGCUUCACAUGCAGCAACACCAGGAGAACCGAGACCGCGCAUGGUGGCAGGUCUUCCUCUUCCUGCAAAACCUGGCCUUGAACAGAGAAGAAAACAGGGAAGGCGUGGGUCCCUGGUGAGGCUGGGUGGAGGAUGAAGCACCAGAGUGCAGUCUGGAACAGGACAGACAUCUGGGAGGACGGACGCCAUCUUGUCAAGUUUUGUUAUUUUUAACUUUUGUUUCCUGUUUGUACAUACAACAUACCCCAGUGAGAUCUCCUUCCCCUGUUCAGAACCUGCACUGGGAACGGGGGCUUUGGUCAAACACUGUUGAAGGAGAGGCGGCCGUGCCUGCUGGUGGAGUCCCAAAGGCUCUGACGGUGACCAGUUGGUGAUGCUUUCCGGGAAGUAGACUGAGGCUUUCCUACUGGAGCUGGUUAAGAAAUAGGAGGUCAGGUUAGACUCCCAGUGUCACCAAAUGUGUCAGCCUUCCCUCACGCCUGAUGGAAACACAGCUCUAACCCACCAGGACCUUGCCCGGGGUAUCCUGGCUAAGAACAGCAAUGCCUUGCCUAGCCAGCCCUACAUCUGGGUUCCCACUUGGCACAGCCUGUGCAUGGGCUCAGGGAUUCUUAUCCAGACCCGUCACCUCCAGCAGACCUCAGGGAGGGUCGGACUUCUUUAAGAACCUCUCAAAGGUGCCUCAAAAUGGAAUCAAGCUUGACAGGUCUCAAGUCUGACUUGGUUCCCCCAUGGAAGACCCUUGAUUGGUCCCAAGGUGCAAACUACUGCCACCUUUGCUGGCUGGGUGUCAACCGUGUGUGAGCCAAGUCGCUGAUCAACCAUCCUGUUGUGCCCGGGAGCCUGUGCCUUUGUCGGCCGUUUUCAAAAGACCCUGCCAACUACUGGACUGGAUUGGACUACCACCUCAGCAGCCGCACUCCGAGAUGGGGUGCGUUCACAGGGGAUCCACUGAUCAGUCAGUCCCAGGGUCUGACUCUUGGUUUCCUUGGAAACAUGUACCUCCUCCCCCUUAUCCCCAUCCCUUUUUCAUACCUAGUAGGAUACAGGAAGAAGCUGGCACAGUGACUUUGCCAGCUGAAAGGUGACUUUUGAACAACAGACAAUGUUUAGAACAUGGAGCUGAUAGAGCUGGGUACACAUUUCCUAUCUUCCUUCAGCUUCCAGCCAGGCCAGAAGAGAGAGUUCCUGAACCUAGCCGAAUCUCAGCUUCCUUCUCUCCCUGCUGUGGUACUCAGGGAGGAGACUUAAAGUGCUGACCUUCAUCACAGGGUGUCUCCUAACCCAAUACCUGGAGAUCAAAUCAUAAUAUAUAUAUAUAUGGAAAGACAUUGGUGCUAAAGA
This is a messenger RNA of Alexandromys fortis (reed vole), 2038 nucleotides long. RefSeq names its product Bcl2 modifying factor (gene Bmf). Gene Ontology annotation, biological process: positive regulation of apoptotic process; apoptotic process; negative regulation of autophagy. Lineage: Eukaryota; Metazoa; Chordata; Mammalia; Rodentia; Cricetidae. Gene Ontology annotation, cellular component: myosin complex. The record is from RefSeq and is a predicted model, not a curated record.